GCAAGUGAUACAAGAGCCUUUCCAAGUAAUUCUCAUCUUCCAACCCUUUGACCCAUUUGGUUCCCUUUUUUGCUAAAUAAUUUUAUUUCAACCACUUGAUCUGGGUAACUUUGAUCAGGUAGUUCCGGUUGUUGUUUUGACCCGGCUGCAUUUCUUCCCAAUACCCAACCAACCCAUUUUCCCACCUCUCAUUAUCACUGUUAUAAUAUAUAGGUUUUACCUUGAAUGCAUAUUCAUUAGCUUCUGCCUCUGGACUACUAGCUAGUAAGGUUCUAAAUUAAUAUGUUGGAUUAAAACAUUGCGAAGGGAGUUUUAUCUGUACUACUUAUAUACUAUUUAAUGCUUAUAUCAUUAAACAAUAUUUAUAAUAUUUAAUGUCCCAUAUCAUUUGAUGUUUUUAAAUUUUUUGUAUUAUUAAUAUUAAUGUAUUAAUUUUAAAAUUGCUGUUAAAAAAAAAGAGAAGAAAACAAAGGUUGGUUAGUUGGACUUGCUUGUUGAUUUGGUUUUAAUGCAUUUAACUACUUUUAAUGAUCAGUCUCUUACAAGUUACAACUCUACCAAAAGUCCAAAACCUGGCCAAUUUAAAAUAUAAAAAAAAGGAAAAAAAAAAAGGAAAGGAAAAGGAAGCUGCAACUAAAGUUAAAGGUAGGUUCAUACGAAGUGGAAGGAAUUUUCUGGGAAGUUAUUCAAAAGAAAAAUCGAUGGAACGGUAAAAGGUUCAAGGUGAUAUAUAUGAAGACGUUGGUCCAUUGUUAUCUAUAUACACAUAAUAAAACACGAUUCGGGUCUUGUUAAAAAGUGUACGCACUCAGUCACAUUUCGGGAGCGCGCCUACAACUUUUGCCAGAUUUCAUAUAUAUGGAGUUAAAAACUGGUCCUGGUUCAAAUCUCGAACAAUCAAAAAACCAUUCCAGUCUAGAAUAUCCAAGCGGUUCCUCAAUCGGGAAAGAGAAGUUCUUCAUCAGUACACCUUCGCUGGUUUCAAGAAACCUCCAAAAUGAACUGCCGGCGGAACCUAACGAGUCUGACACCAUGAUUAAUGGAUCCAAGACGAGAGUAGAAAACAUUGUGGUAUGUCAUGAAGAGGUGAAUGAUAAGAUGCAAAAAGCAUUGAAGUCCUUAAAUUUCCGUUAUGAGUGCAAUCUUAUCCAGUUUUGGGCACCUUGUAGCGAUGGAAAGUACGUGUUACUAAAAACUGUAGAUCAACCUUUUCACCUUGGAAAACCCGAUGAUGGACUCUGUAGUUACAGGAGGGAAUCAGAGCGUAACUGGUUUCUAGUGGAUGAGAAGUGUGAUGAAAAAGAGCUUAAUCCCGUGGCACGAGUAUUUAGGAGACAAUUGCCAGAGGGGACUUCUGAUGUGAUGAAUCACCAUUUGAAAAAAUAUCCACUACACGAUUGUGCCAUUCGUUUCAAUCUUCAUGGAUAUCUGGUUUUGCCAGUGUUUGAUUCUGAUACUAUGUUAUGUGUUGGAGUGCUUGAAUUCAUCACAUAUCUGAAACAUCUCGACUGUGCUUAUGAGGUUCAAGAAGUUCAUCGAACCCUCAAGGCAGUGAACCUGACAUCGCCACAAGCAUUUGAUUGCCCUACAUCUUAUUUUAACUACAAAAACCGACAGCAUGAGCUAGAUGAUUGCAUCAGUUCUCAACUUUACCACAAGAACUUCAUUAGCAUAACUAACUCACAGAAAACGUCUGCGAAUGAUGUUAGUAGCAAGAAAAUUGAUAUGUCUGCGGAAGAAGAAAUGUUUACUUCUGGAAGGAGAAAACGUAAAACUGAUUCUGUUGGUUCAGUGCACAUCCAAAACGAUAUUGAGAAGUCGAUAAGUGAAGCUUCAUCUGGAUCCGUGUCAAGAGAUAUACUGAAUUUUACAGAUUCCGUGACUGUACAUGAAUUUAAUGCUGAAAGUACUGAUUUUUGCAACAGCGUCCCCAAGAACUGGACAUCCGUUAUGACUAAGAGUGAGAAAAUAUUUGUGGAUGAUGCUACAAGCAAGAAAAUUGAUUUUGUCUCUGGAGAAGAAGCCUUAACGAAACAUAAAUUAAAACCUAAAUUGGAUAAUAUUAUUGCAGAGGCAGAGCAUAAACAGAAAUAUUCCGGAAAGCCAAUAGAUGAGGUUUCCAGGAGCAGUGCUAUUAUUAACACACAUGAAAUGGCUGUGGCCGAUGUCAUAGCCGAGAAAACUGAUGUAGCUACUGUAGGAAAUAGGUAUGAUUCUGAAAGAAAAGGAGUGCUUACUAAACGUAGGAGAAAGCGCAAAAUGGAUUCUGUUUCACCACAGAUGAUUCAGCAAUAUUUUGGACAACCAAUAGGGGAAGCGUCCACGAGACUUGGCGUUAGUCGAUCUACACUGAAGCGUGUUUGCCGUGAGCUAAAUAUACCACGUUGGCCAUUCCCGCAGCGCAACAACUGUUUCCAUCUUAGUCUAUCUGUUGUUAUUCGCCUGCUGAUUAGAGUUAAGAGGUGGAGCUGUUCAAUUAGUAAUCACGGCUUUUCUGCCAAGUGGUGGAUUUGUGGAAAGCAUAAUGCUUUUGCUUUUAAAUCAAAUCAAUCGUAUGAUUCUCAAAAAGGAGAGACGAUUUGUGACAGCAUAGACACUGUGAUUCCGUUUUCCAAGCCUCGUCAAGCAUGCUUCGGUAUAUAUGAAGCAGCGUGCUUGUUGUUGGGCUUAAAGCACUGGAGAAAGAGGACUAUAGGAAAGCGUCCAAGACUGUGCAGUGACGGCGGGAUUUCAGAAAUUAGUAUUUUAAAUGCAUUUCCAAACAAGAAUGUUGUUAACGUCUCAGAUACAACUAAGGUGACAGUGAAGGCAACAUAUAAAGACGAUAUGGUAAAGUUUGAUUUCUAUCUUUCAUCGGGGCUUUGGGAAUUAAAAAAACAAGUGGCUCAAAGGAUUAAGCUUCAAGAAACAAGAUUUCAUCUAAAAUACAAGGAUGAAGACGAUGAUCUAAUACUCAUUGCUUGUGAUGAUGACCUCUGCAGCCUUGUGCCAUUUUCGGCUACUUCAGCUAGUAAUAAGAAUACUAUGAAACUAAUAGUCGAGAUGGCUAAUGGUUAGUUUAAAUGAGGGGGCGCAGACUUCAAAUGUUCAUUCUAUUUUGUUAGUGUCAACAUGCUAUAGAGAUAUGUAAUUAUGGUAUAUGCUUAGAGGUGACAGGUUGUAAUUAGUAGAUUGUUAGAUGUAGUUAGUUUUA
Messenger RNA from Erigeron canadensis, 3193 nucleotides. RefSeq names its product protein NLP6-like. Gene Ontology annotation, molecular function: DNA-binding transcription factor activity; protein binding. NCBI's taxonomy places the organism in Eukaryota, Viridiplantae, Streptophyta, Magnoliopsida, Asterales, Asteraceae. The transcript has 5 exons. The record is from RefSeq and is a predicted model, not a curated record. Bases 859 to 3057 code for a protein of 732 amino acids.